Neolamprologus brichardi is the source of this 1704-nucleotide messenger RNA. RefSeq names its product SIX homeobox 2a (gene six2a). Gene Ontology annotation, molecular function: DNA-binding transcription factor activity, RNA polymerase II-specific; RNA polymerase II cis-regulatory region sequence-specific DNA binding. Gene Ontology annotation, cellular component: transcription regulator complex; nucleus. Lineage: Eukaryota; Metazoa; Chordata; Actinopteri; Cichliformes; Cichlidae. The record is from RefSeq and is a predicted model, not a curated record. Gene Ontology annotation, biological process: regulation of transcription by RNA polymerase II; kidney development.
GGAAGAAAAAAGUGUUUUAGAAGGAAAAAUCUGAGCAAUUCUUCUAUUGGUAGGCGGGCUGGUCGUGAAGGGAACAAUCAGGUUGAUUUUGCUAGGGAGCCACCUCAAAGCAUAUCGGGUUACUUUGAGUGACAGGGUAACCAUGGCAAAUAAUUUGACUAAGGCUAUUGUCUUAUCCUCACCAUCCGUGGGUCAGAUAACCGACCAAUCAGAGUUCAUAUAAUCGCUUGUCUUGCCAGCUUAGAAUAAUAUUAUUAAAACGAGCCAGCGAGCCCGGUCUCCGGGAGUAGUUUAUGUUGAAACGGCAUAGAAAAGGUGGAGGACGGUGGAAGGAGUAGCAACUUUCUUUCUUAGCAACUUUAUGGAGAAUAGUCGCCUGGGGUUUCGCAUGGCUGAACGGACUUGAGCUUAUUCCAUAAUACGCAGUUGGACUUUGCCUAACCUUGGGCACUUUUACGUUUUAGGUAACUCUUUUGGGGACUUUUUGACGCGUAUGGACUUAAUGCGUUUUGAUUUAAUGAGACACUGAGAGGAGAGACGUGGAAGUAAGGUACAAUAUAAUCUGUAUUGGUUUACUUGUCGCCAUGUCCAUGCUUCCGACGUUUGGUUUUACGCAAGAACAAGUGGCUUGUGUCUGCGAAGUCCUCCAGCAAGGGGGGAACAUCGAGCGUCUUGGGCGCUUUCUGUGGUCCCUCCCGGCGUGCGAGCACCUCCACAAAAAUGAGAGUGUUCUCAAAGCGAAAGCCGUAGUUGCUUUUCAUCGGGGGAACUUCCGAGAGCUCUACAAGAUCCUGGAGAGCCACCAGUUUUCGCCGCACAACCACCCGAAGCUACAACAGCUGUGGCUCAAAGCGCACUACAUCGAGGCAGAGAAGCUGAGAGGCCGUCCGCUCGGCGCCGUAGGGAAGUACCGCGUCCGGAGAAAGUUCCCCCUGCCCCGCUCUAUCUGGGACGGAGAGGAGACGAGCUAUUGCUUUAAAGAGAAGAGCAGGAGUAUCCUCCGAGAGUGGUACACGCACAACCCUUAUCCAUCCCCACGGGAGAAAAGAGAGCUGGCCGAGGCCACGGGACUCACGACCACGCAAGUCAGCAACUGGUUCAAAAACCGACGGCAGAGAGAUCGAGCGGCUGAGGCAAAGGAAAGAGAAAACAACGAGAACUCCAACGGCAACAGUCACAACCCAUUGACUUCUUCUAUUAAUGGAAAUAAAACUAUUUUGGGGAGCUCGGACGACGAUAAAACACCUUCUGGGACUCCGGAUCAUACGUCUCCGAGUCCGGCUCAGCUCCUCGGCGCAAACCCCGGUUUACCGUCCCUGCAUGGCCUUGCGCCCCCGCCGGGACCCAGCGCAAUCCCGGUACCCAGCGGCCCAGACUCGAUGCACCAUCACCACUCAUUGCAUCAUGACACCAUACUGAACCCUAUGUCUUCUAAUCUAGUGGACCUCGGCUCUUAAAAGCCGUCACUGAAGGGAGACGGAGAGCGCCAUUUUUUGGGGAAAAUAAUUUACGAGGUGGUGUGAGUUAAGCUUCAAGCACUUGCGGCACGGUGCAAGGCAGACAGACUGGAACACUGCGAAAACAGCCACCGUAACAAAUCAUUUAGUCUCAUAUUCAACCUUUAAAAUCUUUUUCAACAAGUGGAGAGAGGAAAACCUGCCAGUGAGCGCAACACCUCCUCUUAUCCCCAAACUGAACGAGCCC